This is a messenger RNA of Paracoccidioides brasiliensis Pb18, 2124 nucleotides long. RefSeq lists its product as uncharacterized. The record is from RefSeq and is a predicted model, not a curated record. The transcript is spliced from 3 exons. Gene Ontology annotation, molecular function: RNA polymerase II cis-regulatory region sequence-specific DNA binding; DNA-binding transcription factor activity, RNA polymerase II-specific. Gene Ontology annotation, biological process: anatomical structure morphogenesis; negative regulation of transcription by RNA polymerase II; cell differentiation. Bases 1 to 2124 code for a protein of 707 amino acids.
AUGUCUUGGGAUCGAGUUCUUCCAAAACCCCUCGCUCUGCAUUAUGACCCCACUGGAUGUGAUCUCCCUACCCGGACCAGUACUCCUGUGGAUCACCAAAUUAUGACCGACAAGUUUUCCAACUUUGCGGCCGAAGAAAGUAGCCUCCCAUCAGUUGGCCUGGAUAGUAGAGUUCUCACAAGCGCUUUAUCAAGAACUACAAUUCCAAGCCCGGAAAAAUCGUGUCUGGCUGAAGUGCUGCCAGUUCUGGUCUCACCAAUUGCUCGUAAGAGAACUUGUUCAUUGAUCACGUCCGAGAUUGCUAGACAGGAGCGGUCCACAUCCUCCAGCUCCUCAAAAUCUACAUCAUCCAAGGAAUCAUCUAGUAUACAAUUCUGCCUAUGUCAACCAGAUCCCAAAAUUCCUCGCCCAAGAAAUGCCUUCAUUCUUUUCCGCCAACAUUUCCAAGCCUCUGUCGUUGCUCAGCACCCUGGUCUUGCAAAUCCUGAAAUAUCGAAGAUUAUCGGUGAGAAGUGGAGAUCUCUCUCCACAGAAUCAAAACAAGAUUGGAGAGAUCUUGCUGAGGAAGAAAAAGCUCGACACCAGCAGCAGUACCCUGAUUACCGAUAUCAACCUCGCCGGUACGGGAGGAAUGGCACAAACAGUGCUGUGGCCAGUUCAGGAAUAAGCAACAAUCCAACUGGUGCUUCUGUAUGCGGUAGAUGUGGCGGGAGAGUCAUGAAUCCACCAUCCACCCCAAGUACACCUUUUACCCCAUCUGCCCCGAGUCCUGUAACUUCGACCUCAUCCUCAUGUCAGCAAACACAGCCUUUGCACCAAAACUUUCAGGGGCAACGCUCUAGGGACGAGACCGGGUUGCCAAACCCUGUUCAAGUAGCUGGGAGCGUCAAUCGUCGAGUAACUGUCCGUAAUCAACUCCGUGAUGAGGUUUUACCUCUAUCACCUGAUGUUAAACGCCGUCGUUUCAACGGGACCGGUAUAUAUGCUCCUUCUGGUCAUGAGAUAGGCCCUGAACACCUUUACUCACCUCGAAGGACAUCACUUCCUCGCCCGGAAACCAUGUAUCAUAGAGGUCCUUACCCAGGGGGAGUUACUCCUCUUGGCCGGUCUUGCCGGCAUGGCUCAACGCAACAUGCUUCCCACGAUCCAAGUCUGACACUUCCACCGCUACAGACCAUGUCUCUUUCCCAGAAGAUUCAAACUAACGUAGAAGCAAUGGUGAUGAAGAUUCCGUAUCUCAACAAGAUUAAUUUGCUCUCGUUGAUUUCUCCUCCGGUAACGUCAAACCCCACCACCGGUGGCUCCAUCAGACGCGGAACGUUGGUCGCAGUUGAAGGACAGGAGCCAGAAUCCGUUAAGUACAUGAUACAUCAUCUACAGGCUGUUUUAUCGAAGGAAGGGAAAAAUGUCGUUCGUAUAUUUGAAGGGCCAGAAGCAGCCAUAGCAGAAUUCAGUGACAAACCAGAGGACAAGCGUGAUGUGAUGGUCCGAUAUCUGGAUACGAUAUCUGCCUGGCACAAAAUAUCCGAUGAAAUCAUGGGAUUUAUCAACGGGAGUCCAGGGCCUACUUCACAGCAAUCGAUUGGACAGGAGGAAGCGGACUUUGAGAUAUCUCCUAGAUCUAUAGUUCCGAAAACCGCUCAACUGAGCAUCAACUCUCCCGAACCAUCAUGCGCGACGGUUGCCCCAACACCCACGCCCACGCCUACGCCCACGCCCACACCCACAUCUGCAUUCACACCAGCAGCAGAGACAGUACCAACACCUAAUGCGUCGCCUGUGUUAUCGAAGUUACCAUCUCGUAUUGCCCUUGUACCCCGCUACCAGCUGACCAAUGCUGAUAUCCACGCCUGCGCCAUUCUCAUCAAGGACUCUUACGCACCAAUCGACCAUUGGCAAUGGGUGGCGUCACUUUGGCGCGGUUGCGCUGGUCCCGAUGUGACUGUAUAUGUACGGGAUUGUGGGAAAGAAGAGCUGGACACAUUUGGAGCCAGUGCUGUUGAAAUGCGCCUUGAUGAUGCACGAGCACUGGUUGUGAGGCGUCUGGCAGAUUCGCCACCUGGGAUUGACGAGAAGGCGGUUAGAAGGGUGGGUUUUGAAGUUGAGGAGUUUCUGAGGAAGUAA